AUGAGUAAUAACAAAGAUGAUCAAGUAAAGGUGGAGACUAUUGAUAAUGAAGUAGUGAAGGAAGCAGAAUGCAGCUGCUGUGGUCUGAAAGAGGAGUGCACCGAAGCAUACAUCACCCAAGUUGAGGUCUCUUACAACGGAAAAUGGGUCUGCGGCCUUUGCUCCGAAGCAGUCAAGGAAAUGAUGACGAGAUCUCCUAAAACUGCCAUUGACGAAGCUGUGAGCUUUCAAUGGGAGUUUUGCCACAAGUACAAUACUACUACCAGGCUCAAUCCAAAGCUCUCCUUCACCUGUGAUAUGAGGGAUUUUGCCAAAAGAACCUCUCAGACUAAAGACUAUGAUUCCAAUAAGCUUUUUCGAAGCGUUAGCUGCGUCCCAAGAUUUCAUCUUAAAAAGUAUUAG
Messenger RNA from Humulus lupulus (European hop), 402 nucleotides. RefSeq lists its product as uncharacterized. Bases 1 to 402 code for a protein of 133 amino acids. The transcript has a single exon. The record is from RefSeq and is a predicted model, not a curated record. NCBI's taxonomy places the organism in Eukaryota, Viridiplantae, Streptophyta, Magnoliopsida, Rosales, Cannabaceae.